This is a messenger RNA of Papilio xuthus (Asian swallowtail), 783 nucleotides long. RefSeq lists its product as uncharacterized. Bases 66 to 746 code for a protein of 226 amino acids. The transcript has 7 exons. The record is from RefSeq and is a predicted model, not a curated record. NCBI's taxonomy places the organism in Eukaryota, Metazoa, Arthropoda, Insecta, Lepidoptera, Papilionidae.
AAUGUUUAAUAGCCUUUUUAUGGGAAUACAAAAAUUAAACAAUGUUUUGAGUUUCCAACACCAAAAUGUUCUCUGUGAACAGUGUCCUAUUACUAUGCGUGUCGACAUCUUUGGGCGUUAACAUCGAGCGUGGCGGUUGGCUGGACCGUUUAGUGCAUUAUCACAAGAAUAAACUCUUCAAUGAGCUAAAGGAAUUGCCACCGAUCAAGGUCAAGGCGUCUAUCAUCCGCGCUCCUGCGGGCUACAGGGACGCGGCUGGCUGGAACUUGGAGAACGUUCUGCGUUUGCUAUCGCUGCUCCAGCGCGGUGUUGCGCGGCCUGUGCUAGGUUACCUGCGCAGGUCCAUGCCGCGCAGACGGUUCAUGAAGUUUGCGGAUACAUUUCUCGCUUUCCCCAGUCUGGCGCUGGAUCACCCAAAUGAUUUCUACUACGACGUGGGGUCAAACGAGUUCAAUGGCGAGGAGGAGCCAUGGGCCCCCGGGGAGAUCACGGAUGAAUCCAUCAUCGUGGUUUCCAACCCCACGGAGGCGCGGUUACCCUCCGCACAGAUCAGCGUCAAGUUGCUCAAAGAGAUAUUGGAAGCUAGAGCCAUAGCUGCGAGGUAUAUACCAACAUCUAAGAAGGUCAUAAUGUGGAAGCCGAUGUCGACUAAAAGUACAACAGCUGAUGCAGGUUCCGGGGCAUCUGGCAACACUGGAACAGGUGACGGACAAAGUACAACCGUCGCAGGAACCACUACAACAUAAAUUGUAUUUUAUUUUAAUAAGCAAUAAUUAAAAAAGU